AUGGAGCUGGAUGAGGGGCCCCUGAGGGCCCCUGGUUUGGGGCCCCCGGGGGCCCCUCCCCGUGCGUCUGCGUCUCCACCAACGGGCUUCUAUUCAAACUUCUUCUCCUCCUUUCAGGGGCCUAUCAGCAGAGCAGAGACAAACUUUAUAAGAGACGGAGCAGCUUGUGGGGCAGACGCUAUUCUGCCUGGAGGGGGGGGCACCCAGGAGCUGUACUCUGUCUCCGUUGGGUGUGGGGCUGCAGAGCAGGAGCUAGCUGAGGUGACAGGGGGAGAUGGUGGUUCUCUCUCGAGCCUUCUACAGGCUAUGCUGGAGCAGCUGCUGCUGCCUCACCUUCGGCCCCUUACGGAUGCUAAUGGCCGCCCAGAGUGGAGGAUCUCUAUAGACGUCAUUGUCCUCAAAGCAGGUGGCUGUCUACUCGACGCAGUCAGCAUGGCCAUAUGGGGCGCGCUCAAGUCCCUCAAGCUCCCGGCGGUGUUUAUUGAGGAAGCAGAAGAGAAAGAUCAGGGUCUCGCCCAGACGGAGUACAAGGUCUCAUGUGAUGAGCGGUCAGCUUGCUGUCUCGGAUAG
Messenger RNA from Eimeria mitis, 570 nucleotides. RefSeq lists its product as uncharacterized. Lineage: Eukaryota; Apicomplexa; Conoidasida; Eucoccidiorida; Eimeriidae. The transcript has 5 exons. The record is from RefSeq and is a predicted model, not a curated record. The coding region runs from base 1 to 570 and encodes 189 amino acids.